CAAAUGUAUCAUGGCGAUGUAUAAAUCUAUGAAGCCAAUAAAAACACCAUUCAAUUCAAUGCAGUGUACAAGCAUAACGGAGGUGCUCUCUUUUUCUCCUCUCUCUUUCCUCGUCUCUCGCGCGCCAAAAAUUCUCGAUUUACACGCCUCGCGCUGCUCACGCUGAUAGAAUAUCGUGCAAGUGUAGCGGGUCCGUCAGUCGUUGUUUCCAUGCGCGAAACAUCGUCCGCAUAUCCGCAGCGUCAGACGCCACUUUUUCAUUACGGGAGUGUCAUUAUAAUUAACGUUAACGUCCUAGACGGAAAAGCGGUCAAAAACCGCUGACCAGAAUAGUACAAAUGGUAAACAUACCACUAAUUGGCAUGAAUGAUUUUGGGAUGCUGGAACCAACUGAUAUUGGUAACAUGACUGUGGAUUAUGAUCUUAAAGAAGACAGUAAGAAAAAGCAACGUUGGGAUCAAGAUGAGACAUUGUACAUGCUCCAGUUGAUCAAAGAGAAUAAUUUAGUUAACAGGUACUCAAUGACUAGAAUGUCCAAUAUUCUAAGUGAAUUAAUGCUCAAGAAAGGCUAUCAUCGAACUGAUAGACAAAUAACCCAAAAACUCAUGACAUUAAGAAAAAAUUAUUUGAAUUAUCAGCAGCAGAAGAUAUCUAAUCCAUAUGGCCACACCAAGGAGUGCCCUUUUUACAAAGAACUUCAUGAUAUUUACAGCAAGAUUAAUAAUACUGCCAAUGAUGUUGAGGAUGACAUUUAUGAAACAGAUAGCUCUGAUGAUUACUUAAUAAAGUUCCCUAAUGAUAAUAUAGGCUGGCAGAAGAAUGAAGUCCAAAAGAUGCUCAAUGCUAUUAAAGCUAUGAAACUGAAAACUGAAUUAACUCUUACUUUUUUCUCUCCUAUGGCCAUCAAAAUGAUCGCUGAGUCCAUGCAGAGUUCUGGCCAUAAGAGAAAUGCUGAACAAGUUAAAAAUGCACUGAUUAAUUUAAGGACGAUGUACGUAAAUUAUAAAGUUGCGUGUGAUAGGAAUGAGAAUCCUCGAGACUGCAUGUUUCUUCCCAGUUUGGAAUUAUUUUGGAACAAGGAAUAUAGGAAGUGCCGAUUAAAACGGUCUUCCCAAAAGACUGAUAAUAUUUGGUCUGUAGAAGAGACCAUUGUCCUUUUGACUUUGAUAAAGGAUCUUAACAUUGCUGAAGAAGCUUACAAGAAUACCAUUAAAGCUGCUGACAAAUUGAGAAAUAGUUUGGUAGAAAAUGGGUACUCCAGGACUACUCAGCAAAUUAUGGAAAAAUUAAAAGAACUGAAAACCAAUUUUCUCAAUGUGCAUAGACAUUAUGCAGAUGGAGAUGCUAUUGAACAAUUUCAUUUUUAUACCGUUUAUAAAAAACUUUUUGAGCACCAAUUUGCUGAAGAUUUGGAUCCAAUUCUAAAUUCUCAAACAAAUACUCAAGAUUAUCUUAGCUUUGGUGAUAGUAUAAAUGAUUCAACUCUAGAAGAAAGCAAAGCUGUUUAUUGGACUAAAGUUGAAGUGAAACUUCUUUUGAGGACUGUUAGAGAAAUGACAUCCAAGUCCAAGUUGAACAAUAGUCUAGAAUAUGAAAAACUGCAAAGAUUAAGAAGCGUCCUAAAGGAAUCUGGGUAUAGAAAGACUAUUGAACAGAUCAAACAUAAGUUGGCUUUGCUAAAAAAUUCAUACAUGAAGUGCAAUUUAGAUGAUAGUUCGGAGAAAGAUAUUUUUGAGUGUCCAUUUUAUAAUGAAUUGCAUGAUAUUUUCCACACUUCUGUAUCCGACGAAAGGUACGAGUUUAUACAAAAUUUACUAACAGAGAAUCUCGAUUUGUAUGAAUCAAAAUUCUCCGACCAUAGUUAUACCAAUACCAAGUUCGCAAACUCUUCUGGCGAAAGCCAAUUAAAUGACAAAGUUACUGUCAUUCCAAAUAACAAAUGCCUUGACAAUUGGUUUCCUGUUGAAAGUAUUAUUGAUGAUAAUGAUUGUGGCAUCAGUGCAUCGUCAACUUUGAACUUCAGCCUGAGUGGAGUUUCUAACAAGGAACAAGAACAAGUAAUUGAAGAUACAUUUCUCGCGACCCUUCCUAACAGUAGCGAUACGAAAAUUGAAAUAAAUCCUGUGAUACCAGAUACUAUUUUUUCGGAAUCGAAGAAUACGUCGUUAGAGGAUAAGAUACCGCCAAUCAUUGAUGACAUUGCCUUAGAUCAAGAAGUGACAGCUGUCAACAAGGAGCCAGAUUAUUCAAAGCUUUACAGGUACCACCACUCUAUUGAACCUGAAGAUGCUGAUAGUCGGUCGUCUUCUGUUGCGACAACCAAGCGUGCUUCAUCGCUAGAUGAAGAAGUGCAACCAUUGCUUAAAAAGCCGAGGAUUGUUGAAGAUGAAAGAAUCCCGGGUAAAAAUAAGUUUCUUUUGAAACCUGUCGAUUCCAUGGAUCCAUCGUCCCGAAAUGUUAUUAACACAAAGUUUGUACGGCUGAUUGUCGCUAAUGAGCCAAACAAGAAUCAAGUUAAUCAUAUUACUGCUCAUAUAGAACCACUCAACGUUAAUACCGCCAACUCUGUAAGUUCUGGUAUGAGCUCACCACCAAUCGACCGAACUGAUAUCUUGAAGAUGAUAACCGAGAAAGUUUUGUCGAAAGAUGAUUAUGAUAUGCAUCAAUUUGAUAGUGAGACUGGCGUUUCAAAGAAACUAAGUAGGAAUAUAGAGUUGAAAAUUUCUGAUACUAUCAAGGAUGCUGUACAAACAAUGAUGAAAAACGAUGAAUUCCUGCAAGAGAAACAUCACAUGUGGAUGGAGAAACAAUUUGAAAUUCAGCGUAAACACGAUGAGGCUCGGAAUAAUGUCAUUGUAAACGAAUUGAAACAACUACGAAAUCUCAUGACAGUGUUGAUCGAAAAGAAGGGAUUCGAUAUGAAAUAGGCAGAGUCAAUAGACUUAUUUUUUUAUAUCGAGUUGAAAUUAUAAUGCAUUAACCAACUACUAAGCUUUAAAAUUAUCUAUGUAUAAAAAAUCCAACUUGUAAAUAUGACGUUUAAGUGAUAUUUAAAAUGAAUUCGAAAUCAAGAAAGUGUUUAUAGAACACGCCAAUUAUAUUUAUACGAUUUUUAAUACGUAGAAGUUCAUGCUAUUUUCUGAAGAAAAAAUAUAAAUGUUAAAUUUGUACAUCAUUAUUGCGUAUAAUAAAAUCUAGUUUUCCAAUGCGGUUUGAUAAACACGAAUUAAAAUAUUGUUUUUGUUUAUUUUGUACAAGUUACUGUCUUCGAGAGUUCCAAGAUUAUUUAAAAACGAUUGCUCACACUAUCUUAUUACAUCAAAUAUAUUUCAAGCACAAAUAUAUUUAUAUUAUUAUAUAUAACAAAAUUUAUUAUUAUGUAACUGCCAAGAAAA
This is a messenger RNA of Phymastichus coffea, 3395 nucleotides long. RefSeq lists its product as uncharacterized. NCBI's taxonomy places the organism in Eukaryota, Metazoa, Arthropoda, Insecta, Hymenoptera, Eulophidae. The transcript has 6 exons. Bases 339 to 2927 code for a protein of 862 amino acids. The record is from RefSeq and is a predicted model, not a curated record.